CUCCGGCGGUGGUGUCAGUCUCGGCCGCCGGGGGGUGGGCGGAGGCUGCCUUCGGCCACCCGUCGCCUCCGGGCCACGCGCCCCGGAGUGGGUGUUCAGGGUCCACCCCCAGAGCGGGCGGCAGCCGCGCCCCCUGCAGCGAGGGUCCGUUCGGCCCGGAGCCGGCGACCGCGCUCCUCACCCGCCCGGCGUAGCACCGCCUCUGGCCCGGGUGCAGGGGCCCGGCGCGCAGGCGGGGGGCGCUGUGGCCUCGGCGCGGGGACAGAGCGGCCGGGCCGGACCCGCCUCUUUCCCCUCCCCUCCCGCCCCCCACGCGUCGUGUCGCCGGGAAGCCGGGAGGAGACAGAGCGCUCGGGCUCCACGGCGCUCGGCCGGCCCGCAGUCCUCUGACCGCGCGGAGCGGAGCCAGGUGGCGCCGCCCGAGCCCAGAGCCGCGACCCACCCCGGCCGCCUUUGUCUGGGAGCGUGUGGCCUGGAACCGCCGCUCUCGGGGGCCGGGCACGCGCCCACCGCGGUCGGUGACAGCUCGUCCCUCUCGGAGGGCUCCGGGACCGAGGGGCGGGCGGGCCGGGCCCUGCUCGCUCGCGCCUGCACGCCCGAGCGCGCGCACCGAUGCCCCCGCAGCAGGGGGACCCCGCAUUCCCGGGCCGUUGCGAGGCGCCGCCCGUUCCGCCGCGCCGGGAGCGCGGGGCGCGCGGGGGGCGCGGGGGGCGCGGGCCCGGGGCGCCGGGGGGCCGGGGGCGCGCGGGCGGUGCCGAGGGGCGCGGCGUCAAGUGCGUGCUCGUCGGCGACGGCGCCGUGGGCAAGACGAGCCUGGUGGUGAGCUACACCACCAACGGCUACCCCACCGAGUACAUCCCCACCGCCUUCGACAACUUCUCGGCGGUGGUUUCUGUGGACGGACGGCCUGUGAGACUCCAGCUCUGUGACACUGCCGGGCAGGUUAGUGUAUCCUCGCUGCUCAGUGGUGGGAAGGGAACCAGCCUUUGAAAAGCCUCAGAAUACCCUCCUUGCAUAAACGGGGUCAUUCUAAAGCUUCAGGAAGUAGACCCACCCCUGAGAGGGUGACGGGGAGGGGGAUAAAGCCCUGAGCUAGUAAAACCGGGUUUGGCCCAGCUUUGCGUGGGCAGGACGGGGACAGCAGGGUGAAGAACAGUUCUCUUCUCACAGGCGUUUCUGACCUUAUUUACUCUCUGGUUUUUAUUAAAAAUUACCACUGAUGCUCUGUGAUCAUUUCUCAAAGUUAGUUGGCGAUGUAAUCAUUUCAUUGGAAGUCAACCAGCCACAUAUUAAAGAAAUUUGCUCAAGAGACAGAUGGAGUUUUGGGGCACCGGGGUGGCUCCGUCCGUUAAGCGUCGGACUUC
Molecule: messenger RNA, 1364 nt
Organism: Leopardus geoffroyi (Geoffroy's cat)
Lineage: Eukaryota; Metazoa; Chordata; Mammalia; Carnivora; Felidae
Product: rho-related GTP-binding protein RhoU-like
Exons: 2
Coding region: 613-990 (125 amino acids)
Biological process (GO): small GTPase-mediated signal transduction
Molecular function (GO): GTP binding; GTPase activity
Source: RefSeq, a predicted model, not a curated record